Carcharodon carcharias (great white shark) is the source of this 1378-nucleotide messenger RNA. It is a transcript of the gene nsun4, whose product is annotated as NOP2/Sun RNA methyltransferase 4. NCBI's taxonomy places the organism in Eukaryota, Metazoa, Chordata, Chondrichthyes, Lamniformes, Lamnidae. Gene Ontology annotation, molecular function: methyltransferase activity. The record is from RefSeq and is a predicted model, not a curated record. The coding region runs from base 60 to 1328 and encodes 422 amino acids. The transcript is spliced from 6 exons. Gene Ontology annotation, biological process: rRNA methylation. Gene Ontology annotation, cellular component: mitochondrial large ribosomal subunit.
UCGCGGGAGGCGGAGCGCUCCGAGUUUCCGCUGGGGCGGGAGGUCAGCGAGCGAGCGGGAUGGCGGCGCUGAGGCCAUUGAGUUGUCGCUUGACGCUUUUAACCGAGAGGCGGAGCGAAUGGCAGCGGCUGGAGCGGCGGAACGUAUACAAAAAGAAAUGGGCUUCCUCCCGGCCGAGGGUGCCCGACACUCAGCGGGCUUUACACAACAUGGACAUGAGCUACAGCCUGCAGUUCGGCGAGCGCUGGCCCUCCAUCCGCCUGGCUUUACUCUGCCAGCGGAAAUACGCGGCUCUGCUCAACGGCUUCGGGGACGUGGAGAAGGCGCUGCGGGAGAUGGAGCGGCGGCAGGCCAGGGACUUCGUGUACGAGAGCCGGAGGGAGGGGGCCGGCCAGGGGCCGGACUGGACAUCGCGCGCGCAACCCCGGCCGCGGCCACUCCAGGAGGGGCAAACCCCCGCGUCCGCUGGCCCUGCGCCGCCGGCGUUGGGCGGUGACUCGGCGCAGGAAGCGCCAUCCGUCCUGGAAACGAAGCGGUCCGUUCCCAUUAGCCCGAACCUCAAGUGCUUCACCUUUCCGAGGGGAGACAUCACACGUUUUAGGCCAGCAAGACCAGACAGUUUAAGAUUGUUGGAAUAUUAUCUGAUGGAUGCUGCAUCGCUCCUCCCAGUACUCAUCCUGGAUGUUCAACCAGGUCACACAGUCCUUGAUCUCUGCGCAGCACCUGGUGGAAAGUCUCUCGCACUGUUGCAGACAGAAUGCUGUCGACAUCUGGCUGUCAAUGAUAUAUCCACAUCUCGACUAAGCAGGUUGCGUAAAAUCCUUCAUAGUUAUGUUCCAAAGAAUGCCCGUACAGAGGACAGACUACGCAUCACAUCAUUUGAUGGCAGACACUGGGGCGAGGUAGAGAGGAAUACCUUUGACCGGGUGUUAGUUGAUGUUCCAUGUACAACUGACAGACACUCAGUACUUGAGGAAGACAAUAAUAUCUUUAGUCGACUACGACUCAAGGAGAGGCAAAGGCUUCCUUUAUUACAGACCCAGUUAUUGGUUUCUGGCAUUCUUGCCACGAAGCCUGGCGGAUCAAUCGUAUAUUCAACAUGCAGCCUAUCUCAGUUACAAAAUGAAUAUGUGGUGGAGAGAGCAGUUGCAGUGGCAGAGACAGAACAUAACAUGGAGCUGCGUCUGGUGGACCUGACUGCUAUCCGGACCCUUUACAGUGACACAUUUAAUUUCCAUGGCUGUUGUAGAGUUGGGGAACUAGUCCUCCCGCAUCUCACUGCAAAUUACGGGCCAAUGUAUUUUUGUAAACUGCACAGAAUACACUAAAAAAUAUUCAAUUUUAAAAAAUUAGACUAAUAAACUAGCUUUUUUCCUUC